Messenger RNA from Penicillium mononematosum, 504 nucleotides. RefSeq lists its product as uncharacterized. The record is from RefSeq and is a predicted model, not a curated record. Gene Ontology annotation, cellular component: plasma membrane. The coding region runs from base 1 to 504 and encodes 167 amino acids. Lineage: Eukaryota; Fungi; Ascomycota; Eurotiomycetes; Eurotiales; Aspergillaceae. Gene Ontology annotation, molecular function: glutathione gamma-glutamate hydrolase. Gene Ontology annotation, biological process: glutathione catabolic process. The transcript is spliced from 3 exons.
AUGGAAUCGGCCGUUGGAAACUGUGAAGGUUUCCUGUCCAAGAACCCAACAUGGGCACUAGACUAUGUUCCUAAUGGAACCCAGCUCGAUCUUGGGGAUACUAUGUCCAUAAAGCGUUACCUAGACAUGCUUGACGCUAUUGCUGACCAAAAGCCAGAUGCUUUCUACACCAAACCCGUUGCAGAGACUGCAGCUGCUCAUCGAAGAUUGGCUAUCUCCAUCACUAUUAUGAUCAAUUUGCUCUUUGGAAGCCAGUUGACGAUUCCAGUAUCAAAGACUUCUCCAUCCCUGGAUCUUCCAACGCCUUGGAGAUAUUCCCUCGCCAUCCAAUUACAUCUGACCUGGGAAGCGGCCACUGUCAUGACCCACCCGGAUGGGAGGCUAUUCUUUAUCAUGGGAGCAGCAGGAGGAAGCCGGAUCGUGACGGCCGCUAUCCAGAACAUCAUCCAUGCGGUCGAUGAAGGAAUUUCUGCGGCGAAGGCCCAUGCUUCGGGAAAAUCGUGA